AUGAAGCCUGGCUUGGUUCAGAUUGAUGCUCACAGCCGUCUGGAUGACUGUCUGCAGCAGUACGUGGGCGUGUUCGAGCGAGGGGGGGUGAGUGGAGACCGGCUGCUCAGAAUCAGCCACGCAGAGCUGGAGGAACUGGGGGUGUCCCGCAUCGGCCACCAAGAACUGAUCCUGGAGGCUGUGGACCUGCUCUGUGCUCUGAACUCAGGGCUGGAGACAGAGAGUGUGCGAACUCUUGCUCACAAACUCGGUGCUUCGGCCAAAAACCUUCAGAACUUCAUUUCUGGUCGGCGUCGCAGCAGCCAAACAGAGAGCAGGACGUCACGGAGGCUUCCCAACGAUCUCUUAACCUCCGUGGUGGACCUCAUCAGUGCAGCUAAGAGUCUGCUGGCCUGGCUCGACAGCUCGUUUGAGCACAGAAACCAAAAGCUUAUUGUUUACAACCAUCUACUUCACCGUAACGUCCUCCUUCCUGCCUGCCCGCGCCUGCUAGUACGAGCCGUACGAGCAGUGAACGACUCACUGUGGUUCUGGAUCAGCCCCUUCCCGCUCCCCUUCGAGUCGUUCAGUUCUGAACGAAUCGUUCAUCUGAUCUGA
Knipowitschia caucasica is the source of this 597-nucleotide messenger RNA. Lineage: Eukaryota; Metazoa; Chordata; Actinopteri; Gobiiformes; Gobiidae. The record is from the annotation of a GenBank genome assembly.